CAUGGAGAGGGCGCAGUACCGCGCUAUCCUCCGUAUCGUUGACACGUCGAGCGGAAAGAGUGCGGCGAGUAGGAAAGAGAUCGAGAAGAGGAAGAGAGAGAGAGAGAGAGAGAAAGAGGGAGAGAGAGACGAUCGCGCGACCUCGCGCUCGCUCACAUCAAUCGACACUCGCGUAAUUGUCGUGCGCGAAUAAUAAUUCUUCUGUCCGAUUACGGUGUCCGUCCCCGUGGAGAACUUCCGGCCCGCGACGUUUUGCGCGCGCGAACGCGGUCAGUGGCGCGUUGACUCUCGCCUCGUGUACUCUCGAUGAUCUAUCGGUGAUCGAUCAUAUCCGGCGUAGAUCAUUCGGGAUCGUCCGCGUGACGCGGUGAACGCGUGGUGAACGUUAUCCGCGAGUGAUUUGGUGAAAAAUUGUCUCGUGUGCCUGUCCCGAGGGAGCCGCUGCGAAGGACAAUGCUGGUGGCAUUCCUGUUUACCGCGGCGCUCGCCGUCGCGAGGAUCCACGCCAGCCAGGUGACCAUGGACGCCAAGAUACGCGACGACUCCGACUUGUCCCAGGUACGUAAAACGAGAGGACAAAUUUACGUUGCGGCACGGCGAACGAGCUGCGGCUGCAUCCACAGCCCGUGGUAACGUCGUUUUACCAGCUCCUGGAAGCCAGUCAAGUAGCCAAUACCACCCUCACGUACCGCCACGUGACCGUGUUUGCGCCCACUAAUCGAGCGUUCCAGAAGUACAAUGGCAGCACGAAAAACUUGGUUUUGUAUCAUAUGUCGAACCGGCCUUUGACGAUCGAGGAGCUGAGGGAUUAUAUAUCCUCCGAGUUGGAGGGCAACCCACCCCUGUGGAUUACUAGAAGACCGGGCAGAUACGGCGGCGCGAACGUGUACAUUAACAACGCAAUGAUCCUCUUGGAGCAGAGCAACUUCCAGUCGAAACUCAAAGUCAACGGCGACACUAUGACUCAAGUCCUGCACAUCAUAAACGAAGUGCUGGAGCCCGUGCGAUCCAAUUCGGCGGAAACGUCGAUCUACAACCCGAACGCUUUUCAAUUUCUGAACCAGAGCGAGAAUCUCAAUUUGGGCGACCAUCGCGUGCGUACCUUCCGACAGCGGAUCGUCAUUGAGAAGAAGGAACCCAUCUUCAAGGCCGAGGGUCGUUUCACCUUCUUCAUCCCCGUUGACGAGGGUUUCAAGCCGGAGCCGAGGCCGCAAAAGAUUGAUCAACUGGUGAUCGACGGGCACGUUUUACCCAACGAGGUCCUCUUCACCUCGCCGACGCCGGAGAAAGUGCCGUAUCCGACCCUCGUAUUCUCCGACAAUCUGAAAGUUGUCGUCAGCUUUCUCAAGUCACAGAAUAAAGUCUACGUUCAAUCAGACACAUUGGUGGGCGAUGCGAAUCAUCAGGCCGGAGUAGUGCUGGCGGAAAUAGUGAAGGCGAACAUCCCCGUGCGCAACGGCGUCGUUCAUCUGAUACAACGACCGCUCAUGGUCGUCGACAGCACCGUGAAGGAUUUCUUGGAGUCCUUCAAGGGCAUCGAAAAGGAAGACGGACCGGUGUACAAGUUUUACGAGACCAUUCGCGAUUUCGGGGACGAGAUUAUGAGCUCCAUCAGUCACCUGAAUGACGUUACCCUCUUCGCGCCCAGCAACGCCGCGCUGGACGAGCCGGGGGUGAAGCAGAUGCUGCAAGACAAGAACCGCAUGAAGGAAAUCCUCAAGCUCCACUACGUCAAGGAGCGGCUAACCCUCGAGAAGAUCAAGGACAAGAGCGUCAGCCAAACAAAAACCGUAUUUGGCGGAAAGCAGCACCUCGGGGUGCCAACCGCCGCUGACAAGAAGAAGCUCUACUUCAACGUGGUGCAAGGACCGAGAGAGAAUCAGACUGUCACCGUGGAAGGUGGCGGCGUGAACGCCACCAUCAUCACCCCCAACAUCGCCGCCACCAAUGGGAUUAUCCACAUAAUCGACAGGCUUCUCGGGGUACCCUACACCACCGUGCUCGACAAACUCAGGACCGAUCCAAUGCUCAACUCGACCUACAUGCUGGGCCAGCGGCGUGGAUUUAACGAUCAGCUAAACGAUACGACGAAACGCUUCACGUACUUCGCCCCGCACGACUACGCCUGGAGAGACGCGGCGAAUAAUUAUCCGUCGACCACUAAGAAGCUCUUCAUGCCCGAGUUCAGUUAUCACACGAAACAGAUAUUGGAGCGACAUCUCGUAAUAGCGGACCAGGCGUACACGAUGGCGAAGCUGAAGGAGAUGAGCAACGACACCAUCUUCCUCCCAUCGGCCAGGGACAAUCUGAAGCUUCGCGUUAAGGAGUACGGCGAAAAUGAGAGGGUCGACGAAAACGCAAUCCGUCCAGAAACACUCGGCUACCAUGUGGAGUGGGAGGGCAAGAGGAUCCGCGUCAUCCGUCCGGACGUCGAGUGCACCAACGGCAUCAUCCACGUGAUCAACGCCGUGUUUCUCAAGGACAGCGACGUCCGGGUGACGGGCGGCGCGUCGCUAGCCACCCUUGCGCCCCAUCUAAUCAUGAUACUGAUAGCCAAGUGGCACCUGUAAAAAUCCUCAUCACCGCGUCGCAUCGUCUCGCAUCUGCAGCAGGUGCGUCUAUAGGAAUUCUUCUUGGGGGCCGUCUGCGAUCGUCCUCGAGCGGCGACGAAGACGACGACAACGACGACGACGACGCAGUGCGCAGCGGCAAGGCACGGCGGGUAGGCACGGUCGAUCGUCCCGUUCGAUCGGACUCUCCGAAAGGACGUUUAUUGUGCUCGGGGGAGGGGGGAGAAGGAAUAAAAGGGGUGGGCGGGGAAAAAUCCGAAGAUCCGGUGGUGGCCGUGAAUUCGCGAGAUCGACGGGACUUAAACGAUCGUCGAGGAUUCACGGAAUCCGAAGAUCCGAGGAUUCGUUUUUGCGUAAGGCUCUAACAGGAUCGCCAAUCUGCAAAUGUGAAAGGGGGGAGGGGGGGAAGUGUCCGAUCAGUUACAUUAGCGAUCGUAUAGCACGCAGAGAGCCCCCGCCGAGGGAACGACGGAAGGACGACCGAGCACUCACGAUCGCACGGCCUCAGAAUGCCAGGAUAGCCUAUUAUUUAUUGAGUAAUCGUCCGUGGACGUAGCGGGACAAUUUUACGGGUUAGAAGCGUUAAUCGUACCAAAUAAAUGGUUAAUCUCGUACCAAGUAAUCUAAAUAAAUUUAUUGAGGAACGAGGGAGCGUGGAGAGGUAGAGGGAGAGGUAGAGAUUUCGAGGUACCUACUUCGAGUGCAAAGGCAACGACGAAAUUACAUACUAUGAGAUCAUGCGACUGUCAGCGAGCGACGCGAAUAUGCAAAUAAAAUUGCGCUUCAGCCAUCGAUCGUUCUUUCCAUUAUCCCAUCUAAGCGUCGAAUUGGGAAAAAUUGUUUCACUUCAUGCCGUUGCGAGCAAAAAGUUUGCGAUUACACAGCUGUACCAAUCGGAUGAUCGAUCGGUCGGGGUAAUUAUGCGAUUUAAUUGCAUAUCUCACUCGCCGUUCUGUAGAGCUAAUAAGAACUUAAUAACGUAUCAAGAUGUUUCGCAUAACCCUUAGAGCAAGACUUGACGAUUCCCUCGUGGAAUCUUACGAUUUUAUACGACACAUACGAUUUUAUACAAUCGUAAACGUAAAGUCCGAAAUCCUUUCCCUCCAAAGCGACGACAGUAAUAAAGCUAAGCGCAAUACUGAUCACUCUUUUCAAUUAACGACAGUAAUAAAGUCGAAACGCAAUAUCGAUCGUUCCGAGUAAAUUAGCGAAGGAAAUAAGUAACCGCUUGCGGAAUAAGGAGAUCCAGUCCGAAUCUUUCCAUCUCGGAAUUCACUGAUUUCAGAAGCCCGUGUAUUUUUUUCCCCGGAUCCUUGGAUUCCCUCGGAGAACGGGACAGUCGGAUUUCUGGCGAAUCUCUCAGGACACCUGUGGAUCCUUAAAUCCUUAAAUAAUAGAUACGUGGAUUUUCUUCAGAUUUUCAAAUGGGUCCUCGGACUUCUGAUAGAGACUAGACUUCCGAGCUUCCGGCUUCUCGGAUCCGCAGUCGAUCGAUAUAGUAAUCAUCGCUUAUCGUCGUCAUAUUGAUUCAUUGAAAUCGGAUCGAACGCCGGACAUACGCGUCAUCUCGUAUGGUAUGGCGAUACGGUGAACGUAUCUCGGGGUGCAAGCGCACUCCAUCCCCCCUUUCCUCUUAAAAUCCGACGUUUAGGUAACGUCGUUCCUUUCGAGAGACCGUGUUUUCAAGCCUUUCGUCGCCGCGGAAGGGUUAACGGCCGCCGCGGCCGCUCAGGGACGACCCCGAAUGAUACCCCGCUAUGUAUCAUAUCGUAUUUACGCUAUCUACUUACCGAGAAUACUGCCAUGCACGCGGGCUUGCAGAUGAGCUUGCGAACGAGUUUUUGUACGAUAAUUAUUAACAGAGCGAAAGGUCGGGAAAAAGAAAAAGGGCGAUUUCUGAAAAAAAAAAGGUGCGUUAAACUGUUACACGAGAAUUCAGAAGCGCGAAGAAACAAGGUAUCUUGAAUGCGCAAGGGGAAAAAGAGAAGACGUUUUGGCACUCUUGGCUUCUAUUACUUUUGUAAAUUUGUAACAGAAAGCAAUAUUCCCUUGAUUUUCUCGUGUUAUCUGAAAUGCGGUAACUUUUCAAAAGGGACUGACGGGAAUCCGUUUUGCGGAAUAAAGUAAAAGGUUCUACGAGAAAACAGGAUUUGCUGCACGUGUAUCUUAAUACUUGUUAAAGAAUUAAAUUAAGCGGAAAAACCGACGGAAGAUCGCUGAACCAAUUCCCGAAUGGGGAAUUCGUCCGCGGAAGGGGAGUGCCUAUCAAUCUCUUUUGAUUCGCCUAUCUUUUUUACGGAGAGACAUUCCGUGAAACCAUAUCUACUCUCGGUGCCCAGCACGCGCUAUCGUUCUAUCGUAAUAACCACAUCCCGACGAACUUUCUUUUCCCUCUCACAUCCACGCUCAUCGCAUUACUACAGACACACGUACAGGCACACAUACACGCACACCUUGCUCGUCGAAUAUAGUGAACUUAAUCAUUAAGAUCUUAGCUGUACGCGUGCGAGCAAUAGACGAGGGCCCAUCUCGGAGGAAAGUUCGAAGGACACGGCUAAAAGGAAACUGAUAUAGGCUCAGAAACGAAAAUCAAAUGAAAUCCGGGUCGAAAUGCGAGGAUCAACUCUUUCGCUGGUCAAAGUCUCUAGCUGAGGUUCUUGUUUCGUCGAAGAAAGGGUAAGUGAGCGCUUCUCCGAGCAUCCUUUCGAUCUACGUAACACAAACUGAUCUUUGAUAUGUGCAAACAUAUUUACCUGAUGUAUACCGUUUUAAUCGUGACGCGCGCAUCGCGAGGCUUUUGACUCGUGUAGUAUUAUUGAAUUUUUAAAUAUCCGCAUAUCUUGGAAACUAUCUGAGAACCAAAGAGACGAAGCGGAGAAGCGGCAGAACUUUAUUCGUCAAUUAAUCGAACGUUCCUUUAGCGAGCAUUCUCGCGCAAGCUUAUCUACCGAGGAAUUGAAUAUUAAAGGAUAAUGAAUAUUAAAGAACAAACGGAGCUCUUUCCAAUUAGCCAUCUUCGCUAAGGAAAAAUCGAUUUCACAUUCUCUCACGAAUGAAGUCCUGCAGGCGUUACGCUCGCUUGUAGCAUAAACGGGUUGAAGUAAAGAAGAGAAACGAGUACUCGGCACGGAACACGUUCGUAGCUCGAAGGAGGGGAUAAAAAACCUCGAAAUUUCGUGUCCUCCUCGAGGACGGAGAGUCGGAGAUAAAUGCGACAAGAGAAGCGCAAGAUGGUUCACGUUCAACUGAUAAAACGCCGAAACCUAAAUGAAAGACAAUUGACUGAUCGGAUCGUUGUUAAGUUUCGCAACACGAUCCGGUAACUUGUUUGCGUUAGUCACGUAUAAAAAAGAAAGAGAGAAAGAGGGAGAACGAGAGAUUGUAAUUAGCGGGCGCGUAAUCGGAGCAGCCACAACCUUCUCCGCGAGAAAACUUGAUUUAAAGAAAAAAAUAACGUCGAUGUUAUACGUGUUGAUAUCAGUCUAUACAUAUAUAUAAAACAAAUAAAUAAAGAUAUAUAUAAUAAACAGAGAUAUAUAUUAAUGAGGAAGAAAGUAUCGAUCGCGAAGAGAAACGAGUCGAGGGAAAGGACGGGAAGGGAGGCAAAAAAAAAACGAGAGAAUGAAAGAGAAAAGAAACAAAAUACUAUCAGAUGAUAACUUAAACUUGUUGUUGGGAUGAAUUGAUAUUACGAAUUAUUAUUAUUAUUACAAUUAUUACCUAUAUAAAAUAUACAUAAACUCUAAUUAACACUGUUUGCUCGUUAGAUGAACCAAGAAAAAAGGAAAAAAAAAUAGCGAAACUCUAUUUCUCCGUGUAGAUGUGUCUUAAUGUUCAGCUUGUUCGGCAGCCACGCAGCUGACAGUGAGUGAGCUAGGUUCGGGGCUGCCAUAAGUCGAAGAGGGAUGUUCGAGUCGGUACGCGAGAAACGAGAUCAAGCGGACUGCCACGCGAGACUUAAAAGAAAAAAAAUCUUCACGCUCGUAGAGCGAAAAGGACGACGUACGGGAAAAAGAUGCACACACGCCGCCGGUGUUGUUACUAACGUUACAAAAGGGCCAUAAAUUGUUGAGCGGAAAAAUCGACCGCCGUCCACGACAAUCGAAUUUUAUAGUAUAAAUAACGUUAGUAUUUCGCCAUGUUACAAAAUCUUGCAUUCAGAUCUUGCGUCAGGCUAUUCUUGAAGUAAAUAAAGAUUCGAUAAUUCGUGAUUUUUAAAAUUACCUCUCCUCGUCUGGAUUUCGCGGAAGGUGGUCGACUGGUCCAAUAAUAAAAAAAAAAAAAAAAAAAAGAGAGAAA
Solenopsis invicta (red fire ant) is the source of this 6869-nucleotide messenger RNA. It is a transcript of the gene Fas1, whose product is annotated as fasciclin-1. The record is from RefSeq and is a predicted model, not a curated record. Gene Ontology annotation, cellular component: extracellular matrix. Lineage: Eukaryota; Metazoa; Arthropoda; Insecta; Hymenoptera; Formicidae. The coding region runs from base 771 to 2570 and encodes 599 amino acids. The transcript has 17 exons. Gene Ontology annotation, molecular function: cell adhesion molecule binding. Gene Ontology annotation, biological process: cell adhesion; extracellular matrix organization.